This is a messenger RNA of Arabidopsis arenosa, 1266 nucleotides long. NCBI's taxonomy places the organism in Eukaryota, Viridiplantae, Streptophyta, Magnoliopsida, Brassicales, Brassicaceae. The record is from the annotation of a GenBank genome assembly.
CAAUAUCUUCAAGCAAAAAGUCUUCGUCAUUAACCUCUCAAUGGCGACUCCAUCUUCAUCUCUAUCUCCUCCUCCGGUGAAUCUCUGGAUAAUCUUAUCAGAAUCAAAACGAAUCAUCAACGCUCACUCACGUCACUUCUUAGCUCUCUCCGUUCUCUUCCUCCUUCCUCUCUGCUUCUCCAUCACAGUUUACCCUUCUGUCUUCCGUCUCAUCACCGAUCAAUCCUCCGCUUCUCACAACAGCGUCUCUCUUCUCCGCGGACUCCACCAAAACGAUGACGACGUCGAUACCAAAACAACGGUCUUGCUUCUAAUUGGUUACAUCGUUGUUGUCACCGUCUUCAAUCUCUUAGCUAUUGGAUCAAUCGCUUAUAGUGUGUUUCAAGGUUUCUAUGGAAGACCUGUGAAAUUGAUCUCUGCAGUGAAAUCGAGCGUUGCUUCGUUUUUACCUCUUCUCGCUACUUUGAUUUCAUCGAAUUUUAUAGUUUUUGGGGUUUUUCUGAUUCUAGGGAUUUUAGCUUUCUUGUUGACUAAGCUAAUUGAGAUCAUCCCCGGUGUCGAAUUCGAUUACUCGUCUUCGUAUUUCCAAGGUUUUAUAAUCGUAGUAACGAUUAUGUCGAUUGCAAUUGCGAUUAAGCUCUAUGUGAAUUGGAUUCUUGCUUGGGUUGUUGUUGUUGUUGAAUCAGAUUGGGGUUUAACUCCAUUGAAGAGAAGUAAAAGCUUGGUUAAAGGAAUGAAAAGUGUUUCUUUGUCGAUAAUCUUCUUCUUCGCUUCAACCGAAUCGAUUCUCGUUUGGAUUAGUACCUUAGCCGCCUCUGCUCAGCUCAACGAUGACGAAAAUGGUGGGAAGUUAUGGACGAAUGCUUUCUUUGUGGUACAGAUUGUGAUCACGUCUGCGUUUUUAACGCUGUUGACGUUGUAUAAUCUUGCGGCGACUACUGUGAUGUAUAUGUAUUGCAAAGCUGUUCAUGGUGAGCUUGUUUGGGAGAUAGCUGAAGAGUUUGCUAGAGAAUAUGUGAGCUUGCCUUUUGAUGAUGGUAAAGUUCCUCAUUUGGUCUCUGUAGCUUACAACAACAUCUGAUGAAUCAUGAUGAUGAUGAUGAAGAAUUAAAAGGUGUUGUUUGUUUUGUUGUUAUGUUUUCAAGUUAGUGUUCGAAAAAUCUGGUCUUUUUGUAUGAUAAAGCAAGUUUGUAACCUUGUAUAUUGAUCUUCUUUACUGUUCUUGAGACUUGAAAACUAUAAUCUGAAUCAAGAUUUAUUCAGUAU